This is a messenger RNA of Oncorhynchus kisutch (coho salmon), 6422 nucleotides long. RefSeq names its product alpha-1,3-mannosyl-glycoprotein 4-beta-N-acetylglucosaminyltransferase A. Lineage: Eukaryota; Metazoa; Chordata; Actinopteri; Salmoniformes; Salmonidae. Gene Ontology annotation, cellular component: endoplasmic reticulum; Golgi stack; endoplasmic reticulum-Golgi intermediate compartment. Gene Ontology annotation, molecular function: acetylglucosaminyltransferase activity. The coding region runs from base 639 to 2240 and encodes 533 amino acids. The transcript is spliced from 17 exons. The record is from RefSeq and is a predicted model, not a curated record. Gene Ontology annotation, biological process: protein N-linked glycosylation.
UUGAUGCUCGGCAACAACCGGCGUCUUGAGUAGGCGGCGCCGCCUCGUGCCUUGGCAGACCGCUAGCGUUGCCUGACAGAAUGAUUUGCAGAUAAAUUAGUUUUCCCCCCAAUCAAUGAUUAUUCGUGACAAAACACGAAUUUGGUGAACUUCGAGAAUACACAUAUUUCAGACUGCAACAGUGUACCAGAGGAAUCAUCAGAGUGCAGAAGUUCAAGGAGGCGUACCGUCAACACUAAGGUUCAGGAUCUUAAUCUUCCGUUUCUCCAUCAUUUUGUGCAGUGACUGCCACUGAGUGGAGGUGAAUAAGCAUACCGCCCGACCAUGCUCUCAUCACGGGGAGAUUCAGAUUGUAGAACGCGCAGAAGCCUCGGUGUAGGAAGGGUUGCCUCGUGACUGGCCACCCUCAAGCGAGAGGGAAAGAGAUCGACAAGUCACUGCGACAGACCGGGAACGAUUAGGAAAGACAAAAUCCACCUUUAAAGCCAGCCCAAUUUCUCAAACCUCAGUUCCUUUCCUACACGAGGCGAGUUACUGUAUGUACGCACCUCUGCCUGGAUUGAAAACCCUGAAGGCAGUGAGUGAGGCACGCCGACCCCGGGGUCCCCGCGCUUCGUUGAGAAAAUCGCUGAAAUGAGAUGAGGCUCAGAAAUGGAACGGUUGCCACUGCUAUCAUUUUCUUCACGUCGUUUCUCAGCCUGUCUUGGUACACAGCCUGGCAGAAUGGCAAAGAGAAGUUGGUAGCGUACCAGAGGGAGUUCCAUGCCCUGAAAGAGCGCCUCCGUGUGGCCGAGCACCGGACCCUGCAGCGCUCCUCAGAGCUCAACAACAUCCUGGAGCAGUUCAGACGGGCCAUCGCUGAGACCAACGGCAGCAAGGACGCUCUCAUCAACUUCUCAGAUGAGACACAGAAGUUGCUGAAGGAGCUGGCCAGUAGGAAGCCCCUUCAGGUGCCGAACAUCUACCACCAUAUGCCUCACCUGCUCAACAAUGAGGGCAGUCUGCACCCCGCUGUCCAGGUGGGCAUGGGCCGCACUGGAGUCUCCAUGGUGAUGGGUAUUCCUACCGUAAAGCGGAAAGUGAAGUCGUACCUGGCCGAGACUCUGCACUCGCUCAUCGACAAGCUAUCACCUGAGGAGAAACUCGACUGUGUCAUCAUCGUCUUCGUUGGAGAGAUGGACACGGAAUACGUCCAUAGCGUGGUUACUGGACUGGAGAAAGAGUUUUCUACAGAGUUCAGUUCAGGUCUGUUGGAGCUGAUCUCUCCUCCUGCCAGCUACUACCCAGAUCUCAAAGAACUCAAGGAGACUUUUGGAGACUCCAGAGAGCGGGUCAGAUGGCGGACCAAGCAGAAUCUGGACUAUUCCUUCCUCAUGAUGUAUGCUGUGAGCAAAGGAGUCUACUAUGUCCAGUUGGAGGAUGACAUUGUGGCCAAGCCCAACUACUUUGCCACCAUGAAGAACUUUGCCUUGCAGCUCUCCUCCGAGGACUGGAUGAUCCUCGAGUUCUCCCAGCUCGGCUUCAUCGGUAAGAUGUUCCAGGCUCCAGAUCUCAAUUUGAUCGUAGAGUUUAUCUUCAUGUUCUAUAAGGAGAAGCCGAUUGAUUGGCUACUGGACCACAUCCUCUGGGUCAAAGUGUGUAACCCGGAGAAAGACGCAAAGCACUGUGAGCGGCAGAAGUCGAGUCUGCGUGUGCGGUUCAGGCCUUCUCUCUUUCAACAUGUGGGGCUACACUCCUCUCUGGCUGGAAAGAUCCAGAAACUUACUGAUAAGGACUUCCUGAAACCCUUGCUCCAUAAAAUCCACGUGAACCCGCCUGCUGAGGUGUCCACGUCUCUCAAGGUGUACCAGGGCCACACGCUGGACAAGACCUACCUAGGAGAAGACUUCUUCUGGGCCAUCAACCCUACUGCUGGAGACUACGUCCUCUUCAAGUUCGACAGGCCCGUCAGCAUAGAGAGGUUCCUGUUCCGCAGUGGGAACCAGGAACACCCUGGGGACAGGAUAGAGAACACCACCGUAGAGAUACUGCCCUUCUUGGAAACUCGACCAAAGACCAAAGAGAAGUACAAGCGAACUGAAGACCGCUACUACAAAAUCGGUCAGUUUGAGAAGGGUGUGGCAGAGGGGGCUGUAGACGCCUCCUUCAACCCGGUGGUGGCGCUGCGUCUCUCUGUCAUCAAAGACUCUGCUGUCUGGGCCAUCCUCAGCGAGAUCCACAUAAAAAAGCUACCAGGCUGACAUAAGGCGGGGGGCCACAAUCCAGGCCCCCGGCCCCGGGGUGCUCGCAGACGCACCUAACACUUGCUGACCAGGGGCCCUCUGGCAACCAGCAGUGACAUCCUCAGAGCCACUUCUCUCAGGGCUUCUGUCUGAGGACACUCUCAUUCAAUCUGUCGCUCACUUGCUCUCUCUCACUUGCUCUCACUCUUGCUCUCCUUCUCUAUCUUUUUGCGUAAAUGUGAAUACUACUGUAAAAAAAAAGAUACAUUUUAAAGUAUCAGAAGGAAUUGGGUGUGUCCUGCAGAAUUCCGUUCCCAGCUCUGACAGUUGAGGUAACUGUGUGUUACACAGAGGGCUUGUGACUCGGAGAGACUGACCUGAGGGGCUGAUGUCACCCAAACACUGGUGCAAAGUAGGUGCUCACUGCUCCAUGUGCUCUCAACCAUCUCUGGUCUGGUCAGCUGGGGAAUUGCACUGUCACUGGAGCCACAGAGCCCCCUGCUGGUGACUGAAGGAAGUGUAUUAGCCUCAUGGACCUGUUGCUUUUUGUUGUGUUCUUGCUAAAACAGCAAGUAAUAGACCAAGUAAGGUGUUAGUCAUCUUAUGGUGGUGGAUAACUGCCUUUGUCCCUUUCUCCUCAGCUCUUCUUUUGAGGGAAUGAUGGCAAACAAAGCAGAAAACAAAAUGUGGUUCCUGUAUCUUUAAAGUGACAGGUCUGCCAGACUAUCUCUUGAUGAAGAAUGCUCUGGGUAAAAGUAACCUGUAGGCGCAGAUCUAGGGUCAGCCUACCUGUCCCGGUCCCAACCCUAGUCAUUCUAGGGCAAAAACCUACAUUACCUAAGAGCUGUGUCUGGGACAGUUUAUUCCUAUUCAUUAUUAAAUUAAUAAUCUUGGUGACUGAAGGAAACCAUAUUUAUCAUUCUACUUCGUUUGACAAGUCAGGCUGAAAGAUGUCCUUUUAGUGGUAAACCAAUCAGACUUUGGCCUCGACUUCGCUUACCUGAAGGGAUAUUUCUAUAUUGAUGCUAUUAUUACUACUAUGACAAUGAUCUAUGAAGGUGAAUUAAUUUAUUUGAAAUAAAUCCUUAAUUUGUACAAGAGGUUAAGUCAGAAUUUGUAUUUUUUAUUCUGUGAAGAGUUUAUACUACGGUAGUUGAUAUGUGCCUGCACCUGCUCUUUUUGUUCCGAAAAUGAAUCAUUGUUUUCACAGCGCGGCUUGGUGUUCCGUGUUCUCUUGUCUGCUGGUUGGUUCAGAUAGAGGUUGGCUCCAACUGCUGGUCCAGAGUCUGUUUUUGGAUGACCUUUCCUAGACAGUCAAAGUUAAAAUGAGAGAUGUCAGAACAGUCCUUGAAGCUAGAACCCUUAAUUGAAACAUUAUUUUGAACCUGCUUCUGUUUUGGUAAAAAAUAAUAAUAAUAAAAGGCAGAGAUUGGCCUGAAGAAAUGUAACCACUCUCAAAUUCACAGUGGACUGACCAUCCAAUAUAUCAAAAGGAUAGAUUUAACCAAGGCUAUACAGUGUUUGUUUACUAACAUUGGAGUAAAACCAGCUUAUUUGGGUUCUGAGGGGGUACGACUGUUGAACCAAGUUCAUGAGGUUAUAUUAUUCAUGAAUCAAUGGGUGUGUAUUUAUAAUUCCAAAAAUGGAUGUAGCAAGUUUAAGCCAGAGAUGCUGACCGAGGCUUGUGCUAGAUCAGACCCAAGUGCCUUUAAAAUCCUGCUCAUCCGAGAUGAAGCAGAACUUCCUGAAUGGCUCUGUUCCAAACCCUUCACUCCCUCUACCCUACAUAGGGGGGUGUUGACUCACCCUUGGAGGUUUGAAAUUAUAUAGGUCCUUACAGAAUACAUGAUACUUGCUUGACAGAUGGCUACACCAUUUAUUUUAUACCUUUAUUUAACUAGGCAAGUCAGUUAAGAACAAAUUCUUAUUUUUAAUGACGGCCUAAGAACAGUGGGUUAACUGCUUUGGGGAUUUGAACUUGCAACCUUUCGGUUACUAGUCCAACACUCUAACCACUAGGCUACGCUGCCGCCCCGCACCAUAAAUCACCACCAAUUGUACAGUGUGCCCCAUGUUUACCGUCAGCAAUGGGGAAUAUAUUUUUGGGGACAUUAUUACAUUUAAUUUUCUGUAAAUUGGGAAGCAAUCUCUGUAAACUGACGAUCAAAUGCUAUUUAGAAAGUUGCACUGAAUUUGUUUAAUGUUCUAUACUUUUUUUUUUUGGUGUGCUCUCAUUUACCAUCUCCAAUGGAUGUCAUUUCACACUUCUGACAUCCUCAUGAGUUCUAACCCAUGUGAUGCCUGAAUCUGUCCAAUCUGAGACUGCUGGUAGUUAGUUGUUGGACAGGAUGUCGACUGCUGUACUUUUUCUGUGCCGUCUUGUUGCAGAGGGCUGCAUGCAGACAGCCAGGCUCCACUUGGAGUGGUGCCUUAUUCACUCUGUAGAUAUACAGAAAAGCAACUUGCAUUGUCUAAAUGCUCUUUGCCUCAUUUCAGGAUAGGUCAAAACUGGUUUCCAUGAGAUGUUUAUACAGUAAGAUUUUAUGAAGGAUUUUUUUCUACCAGAAAUCCAUCCACGUUUGAGAAGAUAGUGAUCGGUUUAUUUGGGGGUGCUAUUUUAAAUUUCAGAUGUGCAUGCACACACACGUCCAAUUCUAAAUAGCCCCCUAGCCCCAACCCCAUAGCACUUAAUGUUGGACAGCUAUAAGGAACAAAUCCCAUCUACACUAUAAGAGAGCAGGGUGGUGCUAUUGCUAAUUCCUACCAAUCCUUUUUUUAUUUUCCUUGCUAGGAUACAGACUAGGGGUCGAUAGAGCCCCACAGUGGAGGUGUCAUACUACCCAUAAAACCUAGCUGUCAAACAGGGAAAUUGUUCCAAUCGUUUUCCCACCUUAAUUCUCCCCAUAGGGGAUUCUAGAAACACUUAAAGGGUUGUGUUUCGUGUAGGCUUACCCUAGUGUGACAUUUUGAUAGCCAUGUAAAUUCCUCUCGUCCAAUGUGAUUUUUUUUCAAUGUAUUUAGGCUCGAUUUACUUUGAAAUUUGAAAAUAAUAAUUAGCGUCAAAACAGACAUCACACAAAAGUACAAAUCCCUGCAAGCUCCUGCUUGUCAUCUCUAGCUGAUACCCUUUGCUAAGAGGUGUUGUGUAAAUGUCAAACUUGCACAAGACCGUUCAGAGUUGUCCAUUUAAAGAAAUUCAUCAAAUUUAUUCAUUACUAUAUUUAGUUAACAUUAGUUAAUCCAGAGAGCCUUACCUUUGACUCGAGUCUCUUCCAGAUCAUGGCAUUUAACUCUUUAUGUUGGCCACAUUAGCAGCUAAUUAGCGUUUCAAUUUUGGGGGUAAACAUACAAGCAAAUAUAUUGAUAUGUCACCUUGUCCUAGAGAUAUUUACACUGUUAUCAAAAUGUCAUGUCAGGGUAAGCCUAGACCAAACACAGCCCUUAAUGUUUCUAAAAUCCCCUAUGGGGAAAAAUGAUUGGAGCAAUUUCCAUGUUUGACCGCUAGGUUUUAUGGCUAUUAUGACUCAUACUGUGGUACUCUAUUGGGAUUUGGGCAAAACUUUCAAAAGCUGGACACCUUGUACCAGGUUUGCUUGUUUGUAAAUGUUUGUUAUUGAUGGCGUGUGUGAUUUGAUUGGUCAACCAACCCCCUUUGCAUGGAGCUGGCCCUUCCCCUGAGCCCCCUGGUCAAACCAGAUCCUUGCUCACACCUGGGGCUCAUGUAAAGAGUGCAACAUUCUAAAACCUUCGGAUAGAAAUGUAUUAUUUAGAUCUGAUACUCUAGAACUGCGAAUCGUGCCAGAUCUAUACAUUACUUUGCCAGAGCUUUGCAGAUAAAUGUAUUUGCGACUUCCUGUAUAAACUCGUGCCAUUCAUGUGGAGGAUGGCUGGGACAGAGGGGAACGCAAACUGUGGGUGUGCCUCAGUAGUUUAAAUUGGGUUCCUUUCAUCUUUGUAUUUUGCCCUUCAUCCACGCUUAUCGAAGACUGUAUAUAAAAGCAAUAUGGAGGAUGCCUGCCUAGACCCUAGGAGUGGAUGAAGGAUAGACUAUUGAGACAGUCAGGCUCUCCCACCCCUGCCUGUCUCCACCUACUCCCCAUCAGUCCAUGUGCCUUCAUGUACAUUAGUAUGUCUGCCUCUGCUUUUGACAUGGAUGUACAUUCUCAUCGUUUUAAAUAAAUCAAAUUUGUUGAAACAAUU